Messenger RNA from Polychytrium aggregatum, 3268 nucleotides. RefSeq lists its product as uncharacterized. The coding region runs from base 233 to 3157 and encodes 974 amino acids. Lineage: Eukaryota; Fungi; Chytridiomycota; Chytridiomycetes; Polychytriales. The transcript has 20 exons. The record is from RefSeq and is a predicted model, not a curated record. Gene Ontology annotation, biological process: vesicle-mediated transport; endosomal vesicle fusion; intracellular protein transport. Gene Ontology annotation, cellular component: cytoplasm; fungal-type vacuole membrane.
CGCGGAUCGGCCACCAUCUUGUCGGCUGCCGCUUAGCCAGGGUUUUCCGCUGCCGCUGCUCCUGCUGCACCGGACUUGCCUCUCGCCCCCGCCAGAGAUCCAUCCUGCAGUCCCCGGUCGCCGCCUUGCAUCGGCUCGCGGCCAGCAUACCCGCAAGAAGUCCCCAGACGACUCGCACACCCAACCCCUGUCCACCCGGCUCGCCAGCAUUGCUGCCAUUGCCUCCGCAGCCAUGACCUUUGCACCGUACUCGCUCAUCUCGUUAGUGCCGCACAAUGUGCCCCUGGAAAGCAACGACUCGACGGCCGGCUCGACUGCUUCGUCCCGCUCGCACGGAAGCGCCCCGCUCUCGCUAUUCUCGAAGCUGCAAGCCUCGGCGUCGCUCUCCAAUCUCGGGGCCGUUGCCGCCGGCACCAGUCCAGCAUCCGGGUCUGGACAAGCCGGAGCCACCCAACCAGGGCAAGGGUCGCUCACUCGAGUCUCAAUCGAGACGGCUGAGUUGUGUGACACGACGCUCUACAUCGGCACCUCUGACGGGUGCAUUAUUAAGUACAGUCUCGAUGCGAGCAGCGAUGCCCAGAUGUCCUCGACCCAGAUCAAGUCGUCCGAAGGGAGCAAGAUCUCGACCGUGACGAUCGGCGGAAUGCCCUCGACCCUGGUCCAAAAGGUCCACAUCAAUUCUUCACGCAAGCCGAUCGAGACCAUCGUGGCCGUACCAACGGAAGCGAGGCUUAUUGUGUUCUCAGACACAACCGUGACCUUUUACAACAUCGACACCCUCGAGAUGAUAUCCGUCAAUGUGAUUGCUCCGAUCAAGCCCAUACUGUCGAUCUGUGUCGACAAGUUUAUUCAAAGCCCGAUGCACUUCACUGUCGCCAAACGCCGUAGCGCACACUGCCUUCGUCUCGGGGACUCGCUGAUGACAGAAAAGGAUAUCCCCAUGUCGGAUGGAGCAAUUGCGAUGGCGCGAUACAAAAACCACAUAUGCGCAGCCGAUCAGUCGAGCUACAAGAUACUGAAUGUCGAGACCAGCCAAGAGUUUCAGCUGUUUCCGUACGACCGGCAGCUCAUGAGGCCCAUGGUUGUUGCGAUUCAGGAGGAUGAGUUCCUCCUGGUCAUUGGCACACCUCAGCAAACAGGGCUAGGCAUGUUCGUCACCGGAAACGGCGAUGCCAUUCGCGGAACACUGGAGUGGCCGGCGAUGCCGAAAUCCGUUGCUUUCCAGUUCCCGUACGUAAUUGCCCUCCUCAAGUCCAACGUGAUCGAGAUUCACAACAUCUUCAACCAACAGCGUGUGCAGCACAUCAUGUUCCCACGGAGCAUGGAGCUGAAAUCCCUGAGCGAGGCCACCUUCAAUCUCGAAAUCAGCAAAGGCGAUCCCAAAGAAAGCUCGUCGAUUCACGUUGUCGCGGCUGGAAAGGACACCAUCAUUGGACUCAAGAUGAUGUCGCUCGAGGGCCAGAUAUCCGAACUAUUGAUACAAAAACAAAUCUCACGGGCCGUUGCCCUCGGCGAGCAAGUCAUCCAGUGGAACCGGCAUGACGGAUCGGACGCUAAGAAACGAAAGCUUAAAAGCCUCUAUGAACGGGGCGGGCUGGUGUACUUCAAAGACACUCUGUUUGACGACGCCAUGACCCUGUUCCAGAAGGGAGACCUCGAUCCGGCCUAUCUCAUCAGCUUGUUUCCCGAGCUGCAGCCCAGCAAAGCUUACGAGCGGCAAACUUCAAGCGCAUCCAUCGAUAGCGCAGGCGUUGAGCUGGAGGCGCUCUCAUCAAUCGAGGAGCUUGUAUCUUACAAUCUACAGCACAGCUAUCCUGAUGCUGAGGAAGACGUCAAGGAGUCAUAUAGAGCGGUACUGCGAACGUCCGCCAAAGAAAUGCUGAAGAAGUAUCUUGUACACUACCGCGAGCUGCACGGCGGACGAGAGGAUAUCGAUUCGUCGAUCCUCAAGAUCUACGCAGAGAUGGAUCGCGACGCCCUCUACGAUUUCUUGAACGGCGAGAACGUUUGCGCUCUCGAAGAGUGCGAGCAGUUCCUACUGGAAAGAAAGCUAUUUUACGGAGUCGGCCUUCUCUUCAAAUCCCGGCACAUCCCGGCUCGGGCUCUGGAAACAUGGAAAAAGAUCUACACAAAGGAGUUUAUUGAUCCGGACGCCAGAGGCGGCUUGGUCGAAAUAAUGGACUACAUCCUCGAGCUCGACGACAAGGAGCUGGCGUGGGAGUACACACAAUGGAUUCUGAAACAAGACUCGGCCCUGGGUGUUCAGAUAUUCACGAGCAAGAAGGCCAAGGUCGCCCAGUUUGAGCCCAGCCAAGUACUUGACCAUCUGCGUCCAUUCGGUGUCGAUGCUGUGCGGGCCUAUCUGGAACACGCAAUCAAUAUCGAGCGGCGACAGACACCCGCAAUCCACACCGAACUGGCAGAGAUCUAUCUGGACAACACUCUCCUCUAUCUUACCGCGGAUGCAAUUGAGCAGCAUAGAAGUCGAUACUGGACGCUCUCGCCGCGCGGGUCAUUCCUGAGCUUCCUGGCCAGCCAAAACGACUCUCUCGCGCGUGCUCGCCACAAGCUGAUCUUGUUUCUGACUCAGUCCUCAAGCUACGACGCUCAGCAUAUCAAGGAUCGUGUUGAAAAGUCAUGCAUCGGGCUCUUUGCCGAGCGUGCGGUGUUGCACUCGAAGCUCGGAGAUCACUCGCACGUUCUGUCCCUCCUGGCCCUGGAUCUCCAAGACUUUCACAGCGCCGAGCAAUACUGCUCCAGCCAAACGCUCGGAGAACACCCGCAACCGACCCUGUCCGAAACUGAGGGCCGAUCCAGUAUCGCCAUCACACAUGAACUUAACAUGACCGAUGCGGAUCGGAUGCGAAGGAAGCUGACCAUGAUGCUGAUCGAGCUGUAUCUGCAUUCGGAACAGCCGGACUACUUUUCAAAGGAAAUCCUCCGACUAGUCAACACGCACUGGCCCAGUUUGGACAGCGUCCAGAUCCUCAGUGUUCUGCCGGGCCAUUGGUCACUCGCUGCGGUGAGCGGGUUUUUGGAGGCGUCGAUUCGGAAGAGCCUCAACGACUGUCGUGAGGGACAAGUGAUCAAGUCCAUCAGCAAGAUUGAAAAUCCACCGUCUGAACGUGCGGAGCUUCUACAGCGUAUCCAUUUUUGAAACGAGACACCCUGUUUUGAGCCAGGACCGUUGUUUUUUGCCGGGACCCGAAUACACCCGCCCGUGGGACGGCUUCGUCUGAGCCAGCUCGCCGAUCCGGCAUCAGCACCU